AUGGCCGACGAUUGGGCAACUGAUGUUGUUGAAGAGACUCCAGCCUUCGAUGUGCCGGCAGUCGAGCUACCCGAAGUGAAGCUGUUUGGCAAAUGGAACCUUCAAGAAGUGAACGUGUCCGACAUCUCGUUGGUCGACUACAUUGCCGUCAAGGACAAAAACGCGAAAUACACUCCACACAAUGCUCAACGCUACCAAAUUCGCCGUUUCCGCAAAGCCACCUGCCAUAUUGUGGAGCGUCUCAGCAACUCGCUCAUGAUGCACGGACGCAACAACGGAAAGAAACUCAUGGCUGUGCGCAUUGUGAAACACGCUUUUGAGAUCAUCCAUCUCAUGUCUGGAGAGAACCCCGUGCAAGUGCUCGUGAAUGCCGUUAUCAACUCUGGACCUCGUGAAGACUCCACUCGUAUUGGACGUGCUGGUACCGUUAGACGACAAGCCGUUGACGUCGCUCCACUUCGACGUGUUAACCAGGCUAUCUACCUCUUGUGCACCGGAGCUCGCGAAUCUGCUUUCCGCAACAUCAAGACGAUCGCCGAGUGUCUCGCUGAUGAGUUGAUCAACGCUGCCAAAGGAAGCUCCAACUCGUACGCCAUCAAGAAGAAGGACGAACUUGAACGAGUGGCCAAGUCUAACCGU
Molecule: messenger RNA, 639 nt
Organism: Mesorhabditis belari
Lineage: Eukaryota; Metazoa; Nematoda; Chromadorea; Rhabditida; Rhabditidae
Source: the annotation of a GenBank genome assembly